Trichomonas vaginalis G3 is the source of this 618-nucleotide messenger RNA. RefSeq names its product RNA polymerase II transcription regulator recruiting protein. Gene Ontology annotation, cellular component: nucleus. The coding region runs from base 1 to 618 and encodes 205 amino acids. NCBI's taxonomy places the organism in Eukaryota, Parabasalia, Trichomonadida, Trichomonadidae. Gene Ontology annotation, biological process: regulation of DNA-templated transcription. Gene Ontology annotation, molecular function: RNA polymerase II cis-regulatory region sequence-specific DNA binding; DNA-binding transcription factor activity, RNA polymerase II-specific. The transcript has a single exon. The record is from RefSeq and is a predicted model, not a curated record.
AUGAGCGAAGAGCAGUUUAAUGACACCAGUACAGCCAAGCCUAAAAAGAUGAGGAAACUAUUUUCACCUCAGGAAGAUGCUCUUUUAACAAAAAUUAUGUUCCAACAGCCUUUCGAAACUUGGAUUGCUGUUGCAGAGCAACUUCCAGGAAUGACUGCUAGGCAAUGCCGCGAUAGGUGGGUAAACUACUUAUCUCCUUCAAACAAGAACGGCCCAUGGUCUCACGAGGAAGAUCAACUUCUUGCGGAAAAAUAUAUUGAGCAUGGGCCUCAAUGGACAACAAUCGCUAAAUUCUUCGAUGGAAGAAGCGAGAAUAACCUUAAAAAUAGAUGGUACACUUAUGUUAAGGCUAGAUUCAAUCAGAGUCAAAAAUCUAACUUCAAUACAUUUAAAUCUCAAAAGACUGACAAAGUACCAGCACCUUUACCACAAAGACCAGUUAAGGUAGUAUCGACUACGGCACCACCAGAAAAUUUCGCGAUCAAACAAAAGCCGAUCCUCCCGCCAAUUUCAACAUUCGAUAAUAACUUACCAACGGCAAGUCCAAUCGCUAAGUUGGUAUUCCCAACAACUGUUAGAUUCCGGUCUGAAAGUGUUCAGCCAUUUAUGCUGCAAUAG